Molecule: messenger RNA, 582 nt
Organism: Caenorhabditis angaria
Lineage: Eukaryota; Metazoa; Nematoda; Chromadorea; Rhabditida; Rhabditidae
Source: the annotation of a GenBank genome assembly
AUGACAAUGAAAUCUCUGGUGAAACAUCUCGGUGACCAAUUCAAUAUUCCACAAGAAGAACUCGCCAAUUUUGAUAUGAGUCAAUUUGUUGACAAUGCGAUCAAAGUUGAGAAAGGCGAAAUUGCAACACUUCGGGUAACUUAUUUUUGGAAAAUUUUUAAAACUCAACAAAAAUGUUUCUAGAAACCUCCAAGUCCAGCUGUGAUUUUCCGAGAAAGAGCAUUCAGCUACAGUAAUCUAAGAAAAUCAAGUGAAUUGAAAUAUGUGGAUGAUAGUCGAGUCAGCAAAGUUACAGGUAUUGUUUUAUAACAUAAAUUCAGCCAUUUCUAAUUUCGAAACAAAUUUUCUAUCAAAAAUAAUCUUUAAAACUCAAUUUAAAUUGCAGAUCUAACAGUUGUUCAAGACACAACUCGAACUUUGGAUACUUUACAAGGUUUGGUGAGCGGAUUGAAAGCAGAUUCAAUGAUUCCACGUCUCGAACUUGAUGUUCAUCAUUUCACAGAUAUGUCUGCACCAAAUUCGUUCGAUGAGGAUUAUAUGAGAACUUAUACAUUGGCUCGCUACAAGUAUCCACCGAAAUAA